This is a messenger RNA of Pelobates fuscus (common spadefoot toad), 3575 nucleotides long. It is a transcript of the gene CEP128, whose product is annotated as centrosomal protein 128. The record is from RefSeq and is a predicted model, not a curated record. The transcript has 25 exons. Gene Ontology annotation, cellular component: centriole; spindle pole. The coding region runs from base 90 to 3362 and encodes 1090 amino acids. NCBI's taxonomy places the organism in Eukaryota, Metazoa, Chordata, Amphibia, Anura, Pelobatidae.
CAGGUUCAAGUUACCAUAGCUGCAGAGUGACACUUCAAGCCUGGGAGAAAGAGACACAGGGCGCUGGGAACGGAUGUUAACACACACCCAUGGCAAAUUCAUCCAGUGAUUCGGACUCUCACCUGUGCACCCGAGCAAGCAGACGCGGACCACUGAGGGCCACCCACGUCCACACUCGGUCACGAGGAGCUGGAGAUGUGUCUGAGAAGAUUCACACUUUGGCAAACACAUUACAGGACACCAGUCGAAAUCUGAGAAAAGUUGAUGAGAUGCUCGGACAGUACAAAGAGUACAGCAAUGAUCAGACGGAAGCUAUUGAAACUCUGAAAGAGACCCUGGAACAGUCAAUUGACCAGCUAAGAAGCCAGCGUAUGUCGCGUCUCUCGGGGGCAAGAAGUGCAUCUUUGUCCAGCUUAUGUGCCAGUGACCUAGAAACGGGAGCAGAAGGGGGUAACAGACGUUUUCAGCCGACAUCCCCCCUCAGGGACUACAGAGAUUUGGGUGUCACGCAUCGCCGCCGGUCUCGCUCAGCCAGUGUGCGAUUUGUUGAUGAUGCCAAUCAUUCUAAACCUUUGCACUCCCUGCACCAGACUGUGAGGGAUCUAAGUAGCGAUCAGGUGCGUCUGGCAGAUGACUUGAACAGAGAAUCUUCUCGGAGAAACAGAACGGAUGCAGAGAUUAAGAAAACACUGGAGGAAUUAAAUGCACGACUGAAUUCAUCCCAGCAGGAGGAAACGGUUUCAGAGCGAGUAGAGAGAAAACUCUUGGAACUAGAAAGGGAAAUGCGAAGUGAAAGACAGCAGGUUGAACGCCGUCAGGAUCAGCUGGGCCAGGUGUCCGUUCAGCUUCAACAGGCCCUGAAACAGAAAGAUAACAAAGUUGACGAAGUGGAGGAAUAUCUGAAAGGCAAGCUCAGCAGGUCUGAGAGCGACAAGAGUCAGCUUGAGGCAGAGUUGGAGCGAUACAAGAGAAGACUGGAUCAAAUAGAAGGCAGCCGUGAAACUUUGCUGUAUCAGGUGGAGGAUUUGCGCUCUCAGCUGGUUAAGGUGGUGGAUGAUCGAAGUCAUUUACAGCAGCAGGUUUCCCAGUUAUCUCUGCAAAGUCAGAAUGAGAAUCGAGACGAAGAGCGAAGGAUGCGUGCAGCCAUAGAACGCUCUGAGCAGGAGAAGCAGGAGUUGGAAUGUCAAAUAUCUCAACUUCGUGUUCAACUUAACCGAAGCGUCGUUAUGGCAGAGAUGGAGGACUUGAAACGCAGUCUUGAGCAGAAGGACCGCGAGAAGACUCAGCUUGCAGGGCAUGUGGAGGCCUUGACUGAUGGGAUGGAGAAGAGGGAAAAACAGCAGCUUCAGAUGCUGGAGAAGCUUAAAGACAUCCAGAGCCGUUAUGAUACCUGUGAGAAGGAGAGGCGUCAGGCUGAGGAGCAAGCUGUGGAAUUGGGUCAGCAGUUGGAAGAGAUGAGCCAGGAGGCUGAGAGAUAUUUGGCAGAGUUCAGGCAGGCAGAGACUCUCAGACAGGAAACAGAGAAGAAGAAGGAACAACUGAAAGUGAAGGCUCAGGAUAUGGUUAAACACUGGAGGUUGAAAUGUAAGAAGCUUGAGAAGAUGCUGGAAAAGAAAGAGGAAGUUCUCAAUCAGGAAGCAGAUCGCAGUACACAAGUGAUGAAGGAGAAGGAUGAAGCAAAGUCUCAGCUUCAAAACACCGUGCAGCAGGUUGAGAGCCUCCGCAGAGAGCUGUCGGAGGUGCUUUCCAGGCGAGCACAGCAGGAAGAAGAACUGCACUUGAGGGAGAUCCGCCUGAGUCAGUCACGGGAGCAGCUGCUGGAGCUGGAGCGAGAACUCCGCGAGUCACAGGAAGUGACCGUCAGGCUACAGGGUGAGCUCCAGGCACAAAAUGAACUACAUCAGCAGCUGCAGGAAGACCGUGAACGACUUCAAGAAGAGGUCCUCUCAGCCCGCCGGGCACAGGAAAAGAACCAGGAGAGAAUAGUGGAGCUUCAGGAGGAUUCCAGGCAGCGCAAUGCAGAAUGUACAGAACUCAGCAGCCGUCUGGCACAAGAGGAGAGGUCAAGCAAAGAGCUGCGGAAGAACCUUUGCGAGGCCCAAAAACAGGCCGAGUUUGCUCGAGAGGAGCUGACCUCUGCUGGAAGACAGCUGAAGAUGGAAAGAGAUGUCCACCAACGAGAACUGGCAGAUCUGCGCUUAGCAGCCCAGAGUGUGAAAAGCAAGCAUGAGCGAAGCAUCCAGGAGAUACUGGCACACUUCAGGCAGGAACGAGAGGAGAUCGAGAAUCAUGUUCAGGCUUUGAAGGCAGAGCUGCUGGAUAACAAGUCUUUGGUGAAAUCGGAGCGUCAGCGUGUGGAAAAAAUGAAGGUGGAGUGCGACAAGCUUUCGGAUGAAGUAUCACAUUGCAGAGAGGAGAAUGCUGCUCUCCGGUCUAAGUACCAGAUGGCCGUACAGGAUGCUGAAGAAAAGGAGCAGCAGGCAUCCUCGGUGGAACAAACUAUAAACAGAGUACAAGAAACCAAUCAGAAUCUGCAAGAUCGGCUGAGCUCUCUGGAGACAGAACAGGAAACUAUCCUGAGCACUAUAGAGAUGGAGAUAAACUCUGCCUGCCAGCUCAUGUCAAUGGACUUCUUGGAGAAAUUCAAAGCCAUAUCAGUUGGUUCCCACCUGAGGAAUGAUCCACAUUACUGGUUGGCAGAAACUAAGACCAAGCUGCAGUGGCUGUGUCAGGAGGUAAAAGAACGGGAGGGCAGAGAGAGGAAGAUGCGCGCCCAGGACCAGCAGUCCCGGGAACAACUAAAAGAACUCAAAAUUAGAAAAGAGAACGAACAGGAAGCUCUGCACCAGCGGAUACAGAAACAAGAGCACCAACUGGAAGAUGGUCUCAGGGAGAACAGUGAUUUGCUGGAGAAGAUUCGCAGACGGGAUGAGGAGAUGUGGCUGCUUCAGGAUCGGAUUGUGGAUCUAGAAAGGAGCACACGGAUGGCUCUUGAUCACCUCGAGUCUGUCCCUGAAAAGCUGAGUCUUUUAGACGACAUGAAGCAACUUAGUGAUUCAUGUAAGCAGAGAGAAGUGAUGGAGGAGAGGUACGCCCAGUAUCGGGAGAUCGUGGGCUCCUUGCAACAGCAUCUAGAAGACUCUAAGCGCCAGAUCCAGGAGUACAGAGAAGAGAAAUCUAAAGCUAAUGUUCAAAGUGCACGGCUGACAGCUCUGUCUUCAUCUCUGAGAGGAAAUGGCAGUUUUUUGUCGAGUUCCUGGUUGUCAGAUUCCAGCUCUCCUGUAAAACGGGAUCAGGUUCUGCAUGGUGACGGUCUGAAGGGCUACACACAAAACGCUGGUGUGAAUGUGACAACUUCCUGAAAAAAGAAAAAUAAAUUUCACAUCAGAAUGGCCUGGAUUUUGUAAUUGCACAAGCCAGAUUACUAAUGUGCCAAAAUGAGUUUCUCCGCAGUGCAAGAGUUAAUUAAGCUGACACUGGAGCACCAGCAGAGCAUAUUGAGGGUUCUGCAAAUACACGGAACCACUGUUUUCAUGUUACAUGCACAUAAAAUGCUUAUUUAUAUUUUUUUAUAU